Sphaeramia orbicularis (orbiculate cardinalfish) is the source of this 3433-nucleotide messenger RNA. RefSeq names its product putative tyrosine-protein phosphatase auxilin. The transcript has 20 exons. Gene Ontology annotation, molecular function: clathrin binding. The record is from RefSeq and is a predicted model, not a curated record. Gene Ontology annotation, biological process: synaptic vesicle uncoating; clathrin-dependent endocytosis. The coding region runs from base 478 to 3222 and encodes 914 amino acids. Gene Ontology annotation, cellular component: postsynaptic density; intracellular membrane-bounded organelle; vesicle. Lineage: Eukaryota; Metazoa; Chordata; Actinopteri; Kurtiformes; Apogonidae.
GAUGAGCGUCCACCUUCUGCUGAUGCACUGCCUGCGCUCAGCCACAGCUUUUAUAGAUCUACCGUGCGCCAUCCUCAGACUUGUUUGUUGCUCUUGAGCCAAAAUGUAAUUUUAUGGUGAUGCCGUAGCUCCUCUGUAGUCUGUCAGUUUAAUGACAGCUCAUUUAAGAGCUGCCGGGGAAUCCAUAAACGGACAGCGCGUGCUACAGGACGGUUUUACGGUUUGACCUUUGACUGUCAGCGAAUGACAAAUCAAAGGUCGGUACCAGUGAGCGGAGCCGGGGUCCAAAGCGCAUCUCCACCACGGCACAAGACGGCGCUCCGGGGAGAAUGGUAGAAAACCCACUGAAAGUUGGUCGAUAGCGGCGGAGAUAGCUUCGGUAUCGGCAGAGGGAGCAGCGGCAGCGCGCACGGAGGCUCCACCGCGGCCACCGUUGGAGCGAAGGCAGGCCCGCUGAGGGAGGACGACUGCAGCACCAUGGACAGCUCAGAUAUGGACGCCAACUAUGGAGGAGGACUGCUGGAUAUGGUGAAAGGAGGAGCUGGGAAGUUCUUCAGCAACUUCAAGGACAACCUGAAGGACACGCUGAAGGACACGUCCACAAAGGUCAUGCACCAGGUCGCCACGUACACUAAAGGAGAGCUGGAUAUUGCAUACAUCACAUCCAGGAUCAUAGUUAUGACGUACCCAGCAGAGUCUGUACAGAUUGGAUACCAGAACCACGUCGAGGACAUCCGCUCCUUCCUCGACAGUCGCCAUGCCGACCACUACACUGUCUUCAACCUGUCACAGCGCAACUACCGCGGCGCCAAAUUCUCCAACAGGGUCUCAGAGUGUAACUGGCCUUCUCGUCAGGCCCCCAGCCUUCACAACCUUUUUGCUGUGUGUAAGAACAUGCACAACUGGCUCAAACAGAAUCCCAAGAAUGUGUGCGUCAUCACCUGCUCGGAUGGUCGUGCUCCUUCAGGCGUCUUGGUCUGUGCCAUGUUCUGCUUCUGCCACCUCUUCAACAACCCGAUUCCUGCCAUGCAGCUGCUCAGUGCCAAGAGACCAGGUUCUGGUCUCUGGCCUUCACACCGCAGAUACAUCGGCUAUGUGUGUAGCAUGGUAUCAGAGAAGCCCAGUUUACCCCAUUCCAAGCCUUUAGUCAUCAAAGCCCUCACCAUGACCCCCGUCCCAUGUUUCAACAAACAACGCAGCGGCUGCCGGCCUUUCUGUGACGUCCUCAUCGGAGAAACCAAGAUCUUCAGCACUGCACAGGAAUAUGAGAGAAUGAGAGAGCACAGGCUCCAAGAGGGGAAGGUGGUCUUCCCUCUGGGUGUAAGCGUACAGGGAGACGUAGUGGUUUCUGUCUACCACAUGAGGUCGACCAUCGGAGGACGUCUGCAGGCCAAGGUGUCAAACACACAGAUUUUCCAGAUCCAGUUCCACACUGGCUUCAUUGCUCCUGGAACUACCAUGUUAAAAUUCAACAAACCAGAACUGGAUGCGUGUGACUCUCCUGAGAAGUAUCCCCAGCUGUUUCACGUGAUCCUGGAUGUGGAGGUGGAGGGGACGGACAAGCAGAAAGACUUGACGCCACCUUGGGAGCAGUUCCCAUGUAAAGACCUCAGUCCCAAUGUGCUCUUCUCCUGCCACCAAGAACAUCAGGACGCCCUGGCUAUCGCUGAUGAGAUGGAGGGCUUGGAUCUGGAGGAGCCGAGCCGCCCCCACGGAGGUUCUGACAGUCGGGGCCACUGCGAAGAAAGCGAGCCCUCCGAUGACGAGAUGCUCUCUCUCUCCAGCCAGCGAAGCAGCACCAGCACGGCGCCGCAGAAACCGGACCCCCCAGCGCCGGCGCCGGCUGCCCCCGCACCUGCCCAGGAAGUGGACCUUCUAGGCCUAGACGGGGAAGAGAUUAAUCCACCGUGUCCCUCGUCACAGCACACAGCCACGGCGGCUGCCACCACAGACCUUCUCGGGGACCUGUUUGGAGCCCCACCGCAGCCAGCCAGCGGCCCCUCCUCCGCCCAGUCCACGCCACACAAAGUAGUCCCCAACACUGCCUCGCCCUGCCCAUCUCCUGCCCCACCAGCGUUUGAUCCCUUUGGGACGGGGCCCAUGCCUAAGCCUCAGGACAUGAUGGGUUCUUUCCUUGGACCAGGUAACACGGGGCAACCAGACCCCUUCCUGCAUGCUGCUCGCUCUCCAUCACCCACCCUACAGCCCACAGGCCUGGGACGGAGUUCCCCCGUUCCACCCACAACCCCAACUGUCAACAUUCAGCAGCAAAAUGCCAUGGGAGGAUGGGACUGGAACAGGCCUGCAACAACAAGCACAGGAGGAGGCUUUGGCAUGGGCAGUCGGUCGGCCACUACUAGUCCCACCAGCUCAGUCCACAGCACCCCCACCCACCAAACCAAGCCAAACACACUGGACCCGUUCGCUGACAUUGGAAACCUGGGAGGAAGUCUUGGAGGAGGUUCUGGGUUCUCCAGUAAGCCCACCACCCCUACAGGAACAACUCCUUCCUUCCCCCCCAUGGGCUCCCCGUCCAGGCCUCCCCCCUCCCCUCAGCACACAGGAGGGUGGCAGUCCCACACAGGAGCAGGGUUCCCCUCAUGGCAGCCUGGUGGGGGCACCGCUGGAGGGUGGCAACCCCAAGGACAGGGCCCGACCCCGCAGCCAAAACCCAGCCCCAGCCACACCUCCAUGCCUCACACGUCGCCCCAGAACAGACCCAACUACAACGUCAGCUUCUCCGCCAUGGGAGGAGGCUCGCCCAGCGCAGGAAACAAAGCACAGGCCAGCAUGGGUUCAAAGCCCAGGGCCUCAGAUGCCAACUUUGAUGACCUGCUGUCCGGUCAGGGCUUCGCAGGGACCAAAGAGAAGAGAGGGCCCAGGACUAUAGCAGAGAUGAGGAAAGAGGAGAUGGCCAAAGAGAUGGACCCCGAAAAAAUAAAGAUUCUGGACUGGAUCGAGGGUAAGGAGCGUAACAUCCGUGCCCUUCUGUCCACCAUGCAUACGGUGCUGUGGGAGGGGGAAACCCGCUGGAAGCCCGUGGGCAUGGCUGACCUGGUUACCCCAGAACAGGUCAAGAAGGUCUAUCGUAAAGCCGUCCUGGUCGUCCACCCAGAUAAGGCAACAGGGCAACCCUACGAACAAUAUGCCAAGAUGAUUUUCAUGGAACUAAAUGAUGCCUGGUCGGAAUUUGAGAGUCAAGGACAAAAACCCCUCUACUGAACAAAAAAAGGGGAAGAGGAGGCGAGAGGAAGUCCCUGCUGGUUCUGUCAUCACCUCCGGUCAGCUGCGAACCCAUGAACAUCUGCCUUUAUACCUACUGUAUGCUUCAACCCGUGCUUCUUUUCUCAACACCCAAACCACCAUCCAGUUGAUCUGCAAAGAUGACAAAAAGACUACAGUACAGUACGCAUACUAACAGCAAAACGGAAAA